This is a messenger RNA of Marasmius oreades (fairy-ring Marasmius), 1307 nucleotides long. RefSeq lists its product as uncharacterized. Bases 91 to 1140 code for a protein of 349 amino acids. The record is from RefSeq and is a predicted model, not a curated record. Gene Ontology annotation, molecular function: NAD transmembrane transporter activity. Gene Ontology annotation, biological process: NAD transmembrane transport. The transcript has 5 exons. NCBI's taxonomy places the organism in Eukaryota, Fungi, Basidiomycota, Agaricomycetes, Agaricales, Marasmiaceae.
CCUUUGCCAACCGCAAUAACGAACAACGACGCCGACCACGAAAGCAGAAAGUCCCGCCGCCACGACCCCGCUGAUCUGCGGGGCGAAGACAUGCAGUCAAAGAAGCCCUUGAAAUGGACUAAGAACAGCAUGAUCGCUGGGGCGGGCGGGGGCCUUGUUGCAAGCAUUGCAACCUGUCCUCUAGAUGUUGUCAAAACCAAAUUACAAGCUCAACGCGCAGUUCAGGGACAGUUGGGUUAUUUGGGAAUAAUUGGUGUGUCAAGAGGGAGAAAAAAAAACUACUGUUUUGAUACUGACCACCCUUCAUUCUCAGCGACUGUGAAAUCAGUUGCAAAGUAUAACGGUUUCCGAGGAUUCUAUCGUGGUCUCGGUCCAACAAUACUGGGCUACCUUCCGACAUGGGCUAUCUAUUUCGCAGUGUACGAUGGUAUCAAAUCUGCUUUUGGUGAAGUACCUUUAGGAGUUCCUCAAUCACAAAGGGCCAAUAUCUACCCCGCGGCACAAGUUAAGGGGUACCAACCCGUUGCCCGUGAGCAUCCUUGGUCGCUCCAUAUCCUAUCGGCCAUGACAGCCGGAGCGACCAGCACUCUUUGCACGAAUCCACUCUGGGUCAUUAAAACACGGUUCAUGACCCAGACCCGAGAUGAAGUUAGAUAUCGGCACACCCUAGAUGCGUUUCUUACCAUUUACCGAAAUGAAGGCAUCACUGCCUUCUAUCGGGGCCUGUUUCCUAGCCUUCUAGGUAUUGCACACGUUGCAGUACAGUUCCCUCUCUAUGAAAAGUUGAAGAUAUGGGCCCAGGGUGAUUCCGAGACUCCACUUCCGAGCCACACUAUCCUUGGAUGUUCUGCCGUUGCGAAGAUGGUCGCCUCUAUUUCCACCUACCCGCACGAAGUCAUCCGUACUCGCCUACAAACUCAGCGUCGACCGUUGGCUGCAGACCUGUCGUCGGAUGGAAUGCUGCGUACCCAUGAAAGGCGGGGUGUAAUAUAUACCACCAAGAAGCUUAUUCGGAAGGAGGGAUGGACUAGUUUAUAUAAAGGCUUGUCUAUCAAUCUCCUACGCACAGUUCCCAACAGUGCCGUGACUAUGUUAACAUACGAACUACUGAUGAGGCAGCUCUCCUCACGGACGUCUUAGUUCUCGCAUACGAGAACCACAACCUGUAUCUAGAUUCUGCACUUGAUUUAGUGUGUAUUUUACUUAUCACUACCUGUUCUUUUCAUGUAAUAAUGGGGAUUCGAUAUUGUGCUAAAUGGGCCUUGGGCAGCUGGUAGUCGUUCGAAUUACAUUAACCUAACUAUCAG